GAUCAUAAGUAAGAGGAAGCUCAACAAAGGUCUGUGAUCUGUCUUCCCCUUCUUUUGAGCAAACUCGUCAUUGAGACAUCCUUGUGCCCUCAAUCUUGUACUACAAGAAGCUUCAUAGGACCUUUCGUAAGCACCAUAUCAAGGCGUUGACUUGUCGAUAAACACGUUGAAGCUAGACGAGCAGUAGUCAGACAUGAGUUCCGUUCUCAGCGACAGCAAUGACAUCACAAAUACUCCUCAAGAAGUGAUCAACGAGUUUUGGGACAAACUGAUCACCAAGAAACCCGGCAAAGUUACCCAGGUCUUCCCUCAAUCACUGUAUGCCAAUUUGCUACCGCCACCCCGCAAACAAGGCACGGUCAAAGGGCAAAAUGCGGCCGAGUCCUAUGAGGCGGCAGCAAAAGAAUGUCGAGUUCGUGUUAAGCGCAUCAUAAAAGAAUGCCAAAGCAUGAACGAGAAAUUCACCGACCCAGACUUCGACAUUACAGAUCAGCCAACGAACUGUCUCGAAGGCCUGUUGCAAUGGUACAGAGAACCAGAAUCUCCGUCAUCGGCACAGGUUGUCAGUCCAGGACGCUUGGGUUUUGCACUACGCACGCUUAUUGAGGCGGGUGUAAUUUGUCAGGAAGCUGUGCCCCUGCACCUCAAGAACACUACCGACGUUCUGUCGGGAGAUCUUUCCGAUUCUCAAGACGACGGUCCGCAGUCACGCCACCGCAUCGACUGGAUCUUCGAGGAUCCCAAAUUCGAGAUCGACGGCUACUCAAGCAGCGAUGUUGUGCAAGGUGCCAAUGGCGAUUGUUGGUUCAUUGCCGCAGUCGCAAUGAUUUGCAGCAAUCCAAAUCUGAUUCAAAAAGUGUGCGUCGAAAGAGAUGAAGAAUGCGGUGUGUAUGGCUUUGUCUUUUACAGGGAUGGCGAAUGGACCUGGACAGUUGUUGACGACAAUUUGUUUCUGAGCAAACCCGAUUUCGAUUCUCAGGGAGAUACAUACGACCCUACAGGCAUCAAAGAAACAAAAUACAAAAAAAAUCAUCAGACGGGGUCCGAAGCAUUAUACUUCGCAUCAUGCGCUCAAGAGAAUGAGACUUGGCUUCCCCUUCUUGAAAAAGCGUAUGCGAAGGUGCACGGAGAUUACGAUGCCAUCAGCGGUGGAAUUUCUGGCGAAGCAGUCGAAGACCUUACCGGCGGGGUGACGAGCAAAAUCCUGACUGACCGCGUUCUUAGCAAGGAACGGUUGUGGAAGGAGCUGGAGCUUGUCAAUCAAGACUUUCUGUUCUCUGCAUCGUCACCUGGGUUGUAUGGCGACGACUCUGAUGCCAGACGAGGGCUGGCGCUCAAUCAUGCUUACUCCGUUAUCAAAGUGGUUGAAGAAGAUAGUGAAGAUGGAAAGACCAAGCACAGGCUUGUUCUAAUUAGAAACCCCUGGGGCUCACGGGCUAACGCGGCUAUGGGCGAGUGGACUGGCCCUUGGUCAGAUGGAUCGAAAGAGUGGAACCCCUAUUGGAUGGAGAAGCUGGGACACAAGUUUGGCGACGACGGCCUUUUCUGGAUGUCUUAUGAAGACUUGCUCAAGCGAUUCGAUCUGCUCGAUCGGACCCGACUGUUCGAUCACAACUGGACCAUAGUCCAACAGUGGACAAGUGUACCAGUGGGAUGGGUAACUGGAUUCCUGAACACGAAAUUUUCAGUGGAAAUAAAGACGAAAGGCCCGACUGUUUUCCAGCUUUGUCAACUUGAUGGCCGAUACUUCCGCGGCCUUGAAGGUAAAUACGACUUCGAUCUACAUUUCAUACUGCAGGAGAAAGACACUGAGUCGGGCGAUUAUAUCGUUCGUGCACGUAGCGCGUGGUUUGGCAAUCGUAGCAUUUCGGCUGAGGUUGAGCUGGAGCCUGGUAUCUAUGAGGUCUUACCAAAAAUCGGGGCAAAGCGCAAUGCAGAGUCGCCAGACGUUCAUGAAGUGAUCACGACGGUAGCUGAGCGUAACCCCCAGAAGCUGAGGCAAAUCGGCCUAAACUACGACCUCGCCAAUGCCAAGGGGCUCGUUCAGCUCACUGAUGAAGAGCAGAAGCUAGCGGACAAAAAGAAGAGAGAGGCAACAGAAAUGAAGAAAAGGGCAAAAGACGCUGCUGAUAGAGAGAAGGCAGAGUUUGAAGCGUGGAAAAAGGAGGAAAAGGAGGAGUAUGAGAUCUGGAAGAAAGAGAAGAAACGAUUGGAAGACAAGAUAAAGCUCGUGAAAGCGGAGUCUGGAACUGUUGGCACCGGUCCUGCAGUACCUGCUGAAAAUGAGGAGGUUAAAUCUGCUGCACCUGUCGUCAAUGCGGACAAUGCAGCCUUGAAACUAGAUGAAGAGACCCCGGCAAACACUGCCCCAGAGACCGAUCUUGUCAACAAUACAGUGGGCCUCAAACUGGAUAGCGUAGACACGCCCAGCGGUGACGGUAAAGUAGAACAUACGCUCGAUAAAGACCUUCGGGUCCAGAGUCGUAGCCCGUCACGUGCAUUGUCUCGUGGAAGGCGCCCUGCUCCUCACAUGUAUGAUGCGUCUCGUAGCUACUAUGGAGACGAGCUACAGCCAGAGGCUCUCCCGCGCGCUCGUUCACCCGUAGACACGAAAACCAAGCCCUGGAAUGCAGUCUGCGUUCUGGGUCUUAGAGUCUACAGUCAGGACUCGGGAGUCAGCAUCAAACUGGUGAAGCCAAAGAACGCUGAAGAGGGUGCAAUCUUGGAUGUUGGAGGCGAUACUGCCGCAGGAGCUACAAUGUGACUGGACUGUAUUUCUGGUGCUGAUUGACCCAAAGCUCCACUGGCACUGCUCGCACAUUACAACGCCACCUCGUUUCUUCCGACUGUAUCACAGUACUAUGGGCGGUUUAUUUGAUGUCGGUGAAUAGUAUGGAAGAC
Messenger RNA from Boeremia exigua, 2901 nucleotides. RefSeq lists its product as uncharacterized. The transcript is spliced from 3 exons. Gene Ontology annotation, biological process: proteolysis. Gene Ontology annotation, molecular function: calcium-dependent cysteine-type endopeptidase activity. The coding region runs from base 194 to 2764 and encodes 856 amino acids. The record is from RefSeq and is a predicted model, not a curated record. Lineage: Eukaryota; Fungi; Ascomycota; Dothideomycetes; Pleosporales; Didymellaceae. Gene Ontology annotation, cellular component: cytoplasm.